Passer domesticus (house sparrow) is the source of this 10168-nucleotide messenger RNA. RefSeq names its product PR/SET domain 5 (gene PRDM5). The coding region runs from base 130 to 2118 and encodes 662 amino acids. NCBI's taxonomy places the organism in Eukaryota, Metazoa, Chordata, Aves, Passeriformes, Passeridae. The transcript has 47 exons. Gene Ontology annotation, molecular function: protein binding; transcription cis-regulatory region binding. The record is from RefSeq and is a predicted model, not a curated record.
UCCAGCCCCUCUUCCUGCCCCCCUCCCCCGGAAUGCCGCUCGCCGCUCCCGGUGGGAUGGAAGUGCCCCCCGCGAGCCGCUUCCUUCUCCCCCGGUAGCAGGCGGCGGGGCCCCGAGUUCGGUGCAAAAAUGCUGGGCAUGUACGUGCCGGAUAGGUUCGCCCUGAAGUCGUCCCGGGUGCAGGACGGGAUGGGGCUCUACACGGCCCGCAGAGUGAAGAAGGGUGAAAAGUUUGGCCCCUUUGCAGGGGAAAAGCGAAUGCCGCAGAAACUGGACGAGAACACAGACUGCAGGCUCAUGUGGGAAGUUCGUGGGAGCAAAGGCGAGGUCCUUUACAUCCUGGAUGCCAGCAACCCGCGCCAUUCGAACUGGCUGCGCUUUGUCCAUGAGGCUCCAUCCCAGGAACAGAAGAACCUGGCAGCCAUCCAGGAGGGAGAAAAUAUUUUCUAUCUGGCUGUGGAAGAUAUUGAAACAGACACAGAACUUCUCAUUGGGUACUUGGACAGUGACAUGGAAGAAGAGGAGGAGGAGGAGGAAGAAGUAACUGUUAUCCAGGAAGAUGAAGACAGUGGCAGCAAUAAAGAAGUUCAACCAGCUGGUGACAAAGUUGCAGAUCCUCUCACCUGUAAACAGGACCAUGCAUGCCCAAACUGUGAAUCCAGUUUUGCCAGCCAGGAGAUCCUAGCUGAGCAUCUGCAGACUUUGCACCAAAAACCCAGUGAGGAAAAGGAAUUUAAGUGCCGAAAUUGUGGAAAGAAAUUCCCUGUUAAACAAGCUCUGCAAAGACAUGUACUUCAGUGCACAGAGAAUAUCAGCCCAGGAGACUCCUCAAGAAGUUUCCAGUGCUCUGUUUGCAAUACUGCAUUCAGCUCAGAAUCGAGUUAUGAGCAGCACAAGGAGGCAUGCAGAGGGGAUGCCAGGUUCAUAUGCAAGGCAGAUAGCUGUGGGAAGAGGUUCAAGAGCAAGGAUGCCCUGAAAAAACACAAAGAAAAUGUUCACAGUGGAAAUUCUAGGAAGAAGCUGAUGUGUUCAGUGUGCAAUAAGAAAUGUUCCUCAGCAGCAAAUCUCCAGGAGCAUCGAAAGGUCCAUGAGGUCUUUGAGUGUCAAGACUGUGACAAGAAGUUCAUUUCGGCGAACCAGCUGAAGCGCCAUAUGAUAACUCAUUCAGAAAAACGCCCCUACACCUGCGAGGUUUGCAAUAAGUCCUUCAAACGACUUGAUCAAGUGACUGCACACAAAAUAAUACACAGUGAAGAUAAACCUUAUAAAUGCAAGCUUUGUGGAAAGGGAUUUGCCCACAGAAAUGUUUACAAGAAUCACAAGAAGGUACAGCACAGGCAGCAGCACUGCGAGCUUCCCCACAGUGUCUCGUCCAUGUGUCCCAAGCCUGUUCUGGAGGAACCCCCUGUUGAGACCCAUUCUGAAGAGAGACCGUUCCAGUGCGAGGAGUGCAAAGCCCUGUUCCGAACCCCCUUCUCUCUACAAAGACAUCUGUUAAUCCAUAACAGUGAGAGGACCUUCAAGUGUGAUCACUGUGAUGCCACUUUCAAAAGAAAAGACACGUUAAAUGUUCAUAUUCAAGUUGUACAUGAUGGACAUAAGAAAUACAAGUGUGACCUGUGUGACAAAGCUUUUGUGACACCCUCAGUCCUGAAGAGCCAUAAGAAAACUCACACAGGAGAAAAAGAGAAGAUUUGCCCAUAUUGUGGACAGAAGUUUGCAAGCAAUGGAACACUGAGAGUUCAUAUUCGAAGCCAUACAGGUGAGCGUCCUUACCAGUGUCCCUACUGUGACAAAGCUUUCAGCAAGAACGAUGGCUUGAAGAUGCACAUUCGCACCCACACCAGGGAAAAGCCGUACCAGUGCUCGGAGUGUAACAAGGCUUUCAGUCAGAAGCGAGGCCUGGACGAGCACAUGAGGACCCACACCGGGGAGAAGCCCUUCCAGUGUGAUGUUUGUGAUCUGUCCUUCAGCCUGAAGAAGAUGCUGAUCCGACACAAGCUGACUCACAACCCCAACCGCCCCAUGGCGGAGUGCCAGCUCUGCCACAAGAAGUUUACAAGGAAUGACUACCUCAAAGUGCACAUGGAAAAUGUCCAUGGAGAAACUGACAGCUAAAUAUGCCCUCAGUGAGAAGGGUGGAUCCAAAGUGGUGCGUUUGUACGUGUACAAACUCCAGACUUUCUACCUGGCCAGUAAGCACAGUCAGGAGAAACAACUGUAGUGCCUUCACAUAUUAUUUUUCCCAAUUUUGUUGUAAAUAUGUUAGUAGGAAAAAAAACCGAAAGACAUUCUGAUGUAAACCAGCUUGAAAAUAAAAAAAAAAUUAAGAUACAAGAACUUUGGAAAAAUUUUAUCCUCAUUUAAACAAAGAAGCUUUAAGCAGACUUUUCUUUGUUAUUGACAUCCUUAGAAACUUAGAUAUUAGUAGCAGUGCCUGGAAAUCCUGGACACUUGCAACCAGACUUGGCUGUCUGCAACUGUAUUUCUGUAUCUAACCUACAAGGCUGCAUUAAAAUUAUUUAAUUUGAAAUCACACAGAAUUUGUCAUUCUGAUUGACUGCUGAUUGUAUCUAGGCUUGCUUUAUUCAUAUCAUAAUUCUGCAUUUUGUUGUAACACAAUUUUGUCUCAUUUUAUUUGCAGCUUUCUCAUUACUGUAUGAAACUCAUUAACUUGAAUUGAUUCUUGAGAUGCCAAAAUGUGUGGGUAGAGAACUGUGGAAAUCUGUCAGCGUUCAGUAUUCCUGUAUGAGAUUGAGGAGGAUUUAUUUCAUCUGGUUACGUGAAACAAGACUGAAGUGAAAAUUUUGAGCAAUUUAGUUUUAAGUACUAUAUUCAUACUCAUCACUGUGGCUGGCAAGGUAAGCUACAAUACAUAAGGAUUAAUCUUGCUGUAUGUAAUCGGCAACACCAGUUAAGCAGCUGAAGCUUUGAUCUUGUUAAUGGUGUCAACAGAACAAGGGAUUGACAGGAUCAAUGAGGGAAUUCAAACCUUCCUGGCAAACACAAGAAGCAGGUGCAGGAGGUUGAAGCCCAGCUCCAGUUUAAAAGGUAGCAUAACAGUCCCUCUGAAGCACCACUUGGAGUGGAGGAGCUCAGUGUGCUGCUGUCAGGGUGUGGUCAGGGUACAGUAAAAGGUUUUCAGUUCAGUUACAUACUUAAUGCACUGAAGUGUUGAGAUGAUCUUCACGGUGAGAUUUUAAAUCUGCUUAUUUGGGUUUUUUAGGCAAGUGUGAGCUCAGAAGUUGUGUUCUUCAUGAUGAAUUCUGACAGCUGUAUGUUCUGUGGUACAUCAAGAAGAUUGGAGAAAUCUAAGUAAUUUAAGUCACAGCUGAAGAGUUGUCACAGAUAAAAGUUUGUUUACCUGGAAAAUUAUUAAUUGAACAUUUCAAACUGGGAUGUCCAGUCUUUUAUUUAAUAGUUAUUGCCUAUUUAGUUCUUUUUAUCUCCUGUCCCCUUCUCUUUGUAAGCUGUUCCUGACUCCGUGCAAUGCUGUGGGCAGAGGCAGGCAGUGAACUAGCAGUGUUUGCAAAGUAUUUGCUGCUCACUUUCCCUGAGCCCUGUUUGUUAUGCUCAAGUAGCAGCCAUGUCUUGGAGUUUGCUAACAUCAGCUACCUCUCACCUUACAGCAGCAGAGGGAUCAGAGCUGGCUGUGAUAUCCAAGCUGCCAUCACCCUCCAGUGAGGAGGGAAACGAGGGAGAAACACCUGCCUGUGUCACAAGUGCAGGAGAGACUUGAUGGUCCAUUUGUCUCUGUGGACUACUCCAGCUGAGUAAAGCCUGGAGGUCCUUGGCAGCUGAGCUAAGGGCUCUACACACAUAAUAAGACAAGUGGUCUUCUCUGCUGUUCAAGAAGAGAGAAACAAGAGCUGGAAACCAAGAACAAUUGUAUAAAGCACAGCAUGUGCUUGGGACUGCAGGCCUACUGGUGCUGACAGCAGGUGGCUCAGAAUAUUCUCACAGGAGAGUGUGAAGUAACUGGAGAGAUGGGAUAAUUGCAUUUGUGCUGUUGGCCCUGAAGUCCAGAGCUGUUACAGGCUGCGAAGGAGCACAAAGAAAAGAGUUGACCACGGUGGGCAUGCAGCAGUAACAAGGUGCAAGAUAUGUCAUGCUCAGAGGGAGCAUAAAAUUCCAGGUUGGGCAGUGGAAUAAUUUUAUUAAAUACCAUAUUUGUCAUGGAGAAGCUCUUGGAAAAAUCAGUGUCCUGUUCCCUUAAUUUCUACUGCAUCUCUGCUGAGCUUGGCAAUCUGCUGAUCAAAUACACUCGGCAGUGAACGUGCUGGUAGCUACAGUCAAUGUAGGCAGUGGUUUGAAGUUAGCUAAAAAGAAGUGUAGUCAGUGAAAAGCAUCCUGCUAAGCCAACAACAUGAUGUUUUGUAAAUCCUGCCUCUGAAUGAGAACAGAAAUCAGGUUGUAUUUCUUUACUUCAGACUAAGGAUUGGCAUGACUCAGCAGGAUCCCAGCAGGCAGGGAAGACUGAGACCUCCCAUACGACUUGGAAGCAGAAUGCUUGUGCACCUGCACACAGCUCUGCCUGUGAAACAAGGACAUUGAGCACUGGACAUUCAUAUUGACUCUAUGUCCAAGGGGAUCCCAUCAGCAGCCCAAGAGGAAAGUGCUGUUCAGAAAAAUCACAGGAAGAUGCCUUGCAGCUCUCACUUGUUCUGAGGAUGCCUAUGAUAUCCAGAUGCCCAUGAUCUCCAGUUUUCUCAGAACUUCUGUGGAAAGUUGGAGGAAGAAGUUGAUCCCACAGUACAACAAGUUUGGCACAUCCCCAUGGCCUUGAGAGAUGGUGUUUUCCCUGGAAGGUGCAAAGGCACCUAAAGGUCUAUGUUGGAGGCAUUAUGUCAUGAGAAAUAUCAAAGAUAAGAAGUCCUGAAAAACCAUAAUUUAUGUGCAAGAGCUGAUGUGUUUCAACAGCCUGGACAGAGAUGAAAAGCUCUACUUCCCAAUUCAAACUGGCUAGGGGAGCAGUGGUUCUAACCAGGCCAAGGUGCAUGUUAGGAAGUGAGAACAGGAGACUGUGAGCUCUUACCAGCAACAAGAAAAGGCUGCAGACAGCUUAGCAGCCAUCAGGACUGGAGAUGGAUGGGGGUAGAAUGCUUGGGAAGAUGAAGCAGCCUUGCUGCCAGCUGCUCAGCGUUGGUCACUGCCUGUGAGAAGGAUGGGCCCAUCAGCAUGGCUGAGCACGGCCGUUCAUCACCCAGCACGUGCAGAGGUGGGCUUGGGAGUGACCUUGAGCACUGCACCAGCAGCACUUGGCCAAGCCACUGAUAACGUCCAUCCCUUGUCUCCAGGCCAAUGAAUUUUUAGGAAGAUGAACUGAAUAACAUUUACAUAAAUCUGUAAGUGUUGAUGGUUGUGUUUCCAUGCAUUGGGGCCAUCUGUGAAGGAACCUAUAAGGCAGCUUUCAUGAAUGAAGGACUGAGUAUCUUGUUGCAAACAGAUGGAGUAUGGGCAGGUUGGGACAUGAAUGCUUUUCCAUCUCCACACUAUCACUUUGUGGCCCAAAAUUGGACAUAAAUGCUGUCUUUAUCUUUUUGCCCUCUAACCAUGUCCCUUGGUUUUCUGGGGCACUGAUGCUGAACUGACAGCCAGGAAGCAGAGGGGUGGCAAGGACUGCACCUAAACCACUGACUCAGGGUCCUGCUCCUGGCCCACCUCCAUUGGCCAGUCUGGGGCUGGUCACUGGGACUCGGGAGAGGAGCCCUAAAAGAAUCUUCUUUCCCUCUGCCUUCCUGCUGCUUCCAUUUUCCAUAGCUUGAAGUAAAGUCUCAGCUGUACUCAUGGGUGCAGGAACUACAUCACUUGCUGGCACUGGCCUGUCCUGAGGGCAGCAGGAAUUCUCCAUCAGGAGCUUCAGCGAGUUUAGUUACACUUCAUCAGAACUCAUGUGUGUGUCAGAAAAAUGGAGCUCAUAACCCUGAUAUUACAACCUUGUAGAAAAAGACCCUACUCCGAGGUUUGCCGUGUGAAUUUUGCAUUCUGCUGCCCAAAUACCUCUUUCUGCAACUGCUUUUAGUGACUGAAUCUUGUGGCAGUAAAUGCCACAUAUACACAAAUACUGUGUGCUACAAUAGUAUUAAAGCCAAAUUACCAAAAAAUUAGUAUUUGUUGGUCACUCAAAUGCUGCUGAACAAGAAAUUCUUUAAGAGCCACACGUGUACACUCGGAAGUGAAGGAUAUUUAUAUCCUCCAGCCCUAGGUGCCAGAGGAAGAAGGGCACAAAGUCCUUCCACACAUGGACAGGACUCCACAGAUGGACAGACACAGGGGCAGAAGUGAGCAGAUGGUGGACAGGAGGCACGAAAGCCACAGCUCAUGUGCAUGGGGCCAGUCCAGAUUGCACCGGGAGGGUUCCCGAGGCGGCUCCCUGCCAAGGCCGCCGGCAGAGGUGGGGGAAUGUGAUCAGUAGGAGGCAUCAAGUGUUGGCUUGGCAAUCAAAGGCAAAACUGUGGAAAUGCCACUCUGCAAAUGGGGUUUCACUGCGCUGCCAGGAAGUUCUCUAGAGGCUUUGGAAGACCAACCCGGUAACAGGAAAUUAAUCAGAAGCGUUUUUGAGCGGCUCCUUGGCUGGUGAGUGCUGCUGGGGCUAUUUAUACCUCUGAACUGCAGCAAUUUACCCUGCUAAGGAGCUGCUCGGAUGUCACACAUUAGCCACUGCCAGAACAAGUGACCUUUCUGCACAGGACGUUAAGAGCAAAGAGAUGAAAAUUCCCAUUUUCCAAGCAUGGUCCCAAAAAACCUCUGUGCUCUUGUUAAACCAGCUGCAUUGAAGAGGAGUGAUUAGAACAGGCCUUUUUUUUUAGCCUGCACCUGUCUCUUGUUCCACAGCUGAGGAUGCACUGAAAUCUACUUCCAUCCAGACCUGAUCCUGUAAGAGCUUCAGGUGGUAAUUAAAUCCAUCAUUAUCUACAUCUAUUUCUACUUAAACACUUGAGGGGAGAAGCCACCUGAAGGCCAGCAGUUGCUGGAAUUUGCAGUAAUAAGUCACAGGGGAAAAAAAGUUCCCCCAUUUCUUCAUCCCCAGAUGGGUGAGAUUUUUCUUGGUUUUCAUUCUUAUGGAAGUUGAGGCCUUGCAGACGAGGGAGGAUCAUUUUGUGCAGCCUUGUGUGCUGGUCUCUUGAGAAGGUGACAGCUUCACUCCCAGCUAGGAAGAGAGGUUCCCUGACUCUUCUAUCAAGAAAUACACAGGAAGGAACUGUGCCAGAUUACUGUGGAAAAGAUGACUCAAUGAAGCAGAAAAACAAUGUUAGUCUUUGGUGGCCAGGGAAAAGGAGGAAAGCUCGUGGUGGUCUCCAGAUGAUCUGAAGCAAUCUCCUUCCACAAGGAGGGAGCAAAGGGCUGGCAAGUGCAGGCCGUUGGAGAGGACUUCUGGCUUUUUUCCAGGGCACCUGUCUUACUGCAUAGUGGUACCAUCCAGGGCAUCCGACAUGAAGCUCUCUAAUGUUAAUGAUAAAAGAAAAUUACUUCCCUGUGACUGGGGUUGGAGUGAGCACAAGUGGCAUCACUGUUCUGUCAGCAGGCUCCUGACUCCAAAGGGAGUUGUGCUUUCCAGGAGGCUCCUGGGGUUGGUGGCUACACCACUCAAAGCCAGGACUUUGCUUCAAAUCUCAUCCAUGACCUUCAGGAUCAAAAGAAGGCUGCUCCAAGGCCAUGGAGCAAGGACUGAGCCAAGUCCAGGUCACAGUUUUGACUGGUCCUGCUCAGGAUAUGCUAAAGGCAAAAGGAUAUUUGCAUCUUCUUUUCUUGAGAUUCCAGUUGUCCCUGGACCCACUAAGAAUGUGAGAAGGAAACGCUGUGAUGAGGGGCUAUAAACCCAAGGGCCAGGACAUAAAGCAGAGGAUAUAUCAGGAAUUCUCUGGAUGAGGAACACAAGGCUUUCUAUCUGAUAGAGUACUGAAGUGCUGAGGUGCAACAAAACCAGUCCACAGAUGUGAGAUACCUCUGAUUUGCCUUUUACAUUGGACCUGCUGCUUGGCUGCUGAGCAGCCCUCCUGCAAUCAGGCUACCAUGAAGCAUUUAUGAAAAUGUGGUGCCUGCAGAGGCCUUUGUGUGGUGAAUGCCAGAAGUACCACCAUGUACUGGACAUAUUUUUAAUAUUGAUGAACAUGGAAAAGACCAAGCUCAGCCAGUUUUGUGCCCCUGGCUUGGAUUGUGAACAGUGACCACCACAGUGACCACCUCUCUUGGCUACAUCCAGCAGCAGAGGAUGGGGAGAUCAAGAAGUGCACAGGCUGUGAGUGGCUCCUUUGUUCCCCUGGCUGCCCUCAUGUACAGCAGUCAUCUUCCUGCCUCUUCUGUGUGGAUAAGUAUUCCAGCUGCUGCUUCAGCGAUGUCCAACUGCAGUGAUUUAGAGCAAAGCCUCCAUGAAAGCAAAGGGAAAUUCAUGCUCAGCCUUGCCUGGCCAGCUGGAUUCCAAGUGCAAAUCAAGCUCUGGUGCUGCCCUUAUUCAGGGGUAACAGUACAAAUAGGUCAGAGCGUAGGAACUGGGCUUUUGGAUGAAAACAACAUCAGAAGCUUUGCAGUGGAGGUAAAGCCAUCUGACACCCAGCAACACACCGGUUGUGGAAAAGAUACCAUAAUACCACUAAAAAGAGGAUUGGGCAAUUUCAAUUUUUUGAUGAACCAUCAUUCCAGACCAUUCUCAGCUUCCAAAUCUCCUGUGAGGACAGGGAUCUCCGAGCUCCCAACUCCUCAUCCAGUUCACCCUCUGCCUGCUGGAUGCACGCUGCUGAACUGGAGUCUGACUUAGCCAUACUGGAGGUGAAGCAAAGCCUGAUCUGUGGAAUCCUGGGAAUGGCAGUGCAGCACCUGCUCAGGUGGCACCUGUGUGACAUUGUCAGGACUCCUCCAAACUGCCAGCGAGGGAGAGGAGGAGCCGUUUGCAUAGCCUGAGCUGAAACUUCCAGAGAGAAGCGGGAGGUAGGAGCAUCUGGAACUUUCAUGAGAGAGGCAUCCAAGCUCCUGAAGAGAGCCAAAGGAAAUGUACUUACUUAAACUCAAUCAGUCUUCUUAUUUAAGAGAUGUCUUCUUUAUAUUAAAAGUAAUGAUAGCUUUGGUGCAGAGAGGAUAGGAGCUGGGAUGUACUUUAGGGUAGAGUCAGCUCACUAAUUCAUGCUGUGAAGAAGCUGUGAAGGUGGAAAAUAUCCCCUUGGCUUAGUGAAGAAUUAAAGAUUUAAGGUGACAGCAUUUCCUGUGCAAAGGACUGCCAAGUACCAAGCUGCUCUUGAAUGCUGCUCCAGGGCUAGGGGCUGCUCCCCACCAUGCUGUGUUUACAGUUGCUUCAAGGACAAGGAAGAACACUUCUCCAUUAUGCUUCUGUUGCCUCAGUGUUGGAGUCACAAAGAAUUCCUGUCUGGUUUCAUGUACCAGCCUUGGAGCAGCAAUGGAGACUCUGGUCCUGACCAGGAGAGCACAACUCCAGCCAUGUGAGUAAGAGAGCCCCUGCACACACAGCAUCCCUUGGGCACUGUCUGGGGCACCCUGUGCCUCCAAGGAAACUUUUUACCUUAAGCUGGCACCGUCAGCACCUGUAUUGCCAGGCCAAGCUGCUGAUUCACUCAGAGGCUGUUAAUCUUUCUUAAUGUUUCCAUUUUAAUCUAUUUUGUAUUGCCUUUUUUAGUUUUACCUUUUAUUAAAAUUAGGAUUAAUAAAUUAAAACGAACAGAUCUUUACAAAUCAAAUUGGGAAACACACAUCUUUUCUCUUGAAAACACAGCAUUAAUUUCUGCACACUGCAAAGCCCCUCUCUCAGAUAGACUUGCCCUUUUACCCUGGAGAGGGAAAACAAGGCAAGUUUGCCUUUGGAAGUGUGGGUUUCCUUGUGUUCCUGCAACGCCCUGUCCUUAGGUUGCUCCUUUUUGUCUUUUAACAUAAAGCAAUGCUGCCUCGUGCUCCGUAGCAUAGGAAACAGAGGUGACUCCCUGGAUAAAAGCUGGGUGGUUCCCUGCUGCCUCCAGCCAUGUUCUGCAUGGAUUUUCUGUGCAAACUCCUUACAGGGGCAUUGAAAAGGCUGCUGGUGGGAGGGAUCCUUUCUGUGCUGUCUGUGGUUUGCAAACUCCUCCCUCCCACUCAGAUCAGCAGCUUGGCUCAUGCAAUUAAUGGCUCCAGACAGAAUUUGGUGUUGGCCUAAAGCAGUUAUUACCACCCAGCUGCUGGUUAAAUG